AUGGCUGAGGUGCCAUCACUUUCGCUGUUAGGGAUGUCGGAAACUCUUUGUCAACAUACUCUCUACGUCGGCGAUCUUCACCCCGAAACCACCGUAGCAGACCUGGAGGCCACAUUUUCUGUGAUUGGCCCACUGGAUUCCUUUGGGAUUCGCAAAGAUGCUGAGUCUGGGAAAUCUCUUUGCUAUGCUUUCGUCAACUUCUUCAAUAUCUCUCAUGUGUCCUGCAAAGUCGUCGAGGAGGAAAAUGGAAAGAGCAAAUGUUUUGGAUAUGUUCAGUUUGAAACACACAAUUCUGCCAUUUCUGCUAUCACUUCCCUCCAUGGAGCAGUGUUUCAAGGGAAGAAGUUAUAUGUGUCCAUAUUUAAGAAGAAAGAAGAGAGGGUGAUGGAUGCAUUAAAGGAGCAAAAUUUCACUAAAUCUGUAUGGAAUUCAAGAGGAUUUGGGUUUGUCAACUUUGAUUCAGAUGAAGAUGCUAGGAAGGCAUUUGAAGCUCUUAAUGGUCAACUAAUAGGAUCAAAGAAGCUGUUUGUAGGAAGGGCUCUAAAGAAGGCCGAAAGGGAAAUGCUUUUGAGAAUGAACGACACACAUGAGGAGAUGUCUUGA
Molecule: messenger RNA, 603 nt
Organism: Ipomoea nil (Japanese morning glory)
Lineage: Eukaryota; Viridiplantae; Streptophyta; Magnoliopsida; Solanales; Convolvulaceae
Product: polyadenylate-binding protein 6-like
Exons: 5
Coding region: 1-603 (200 amino acids)
Cellular component (GO): nucleus; ribonucleoprotein complex; cytosol
Molecular function (GO): poly(U) RNA binding; poly(A) binding; mRNA 3'-UTR binding
Source: RefSeq, a predicted model, not a curated record